AACCCUGCUUUCUUGUCUCCUGUUUUGGUGGGAUCAUCGUAGUAAUACAAUAUUUGCUUUUGAAGGUUCCUCUCUAUCCUGGGCUUCAUCAUCAAUAUCGACACGUUGAUGUUGAUGGUUCCUGUGCUGCUUGAAGGACAGCGAUAUGUCCUGACCUACAGGUUCAGCCAGGACCACUUGGAGCUUCUCUUUAACUCCAUCAGAGCAUCCGGUGGCUGGAAUAACAACCCUAAUGCCAGCCAGUUCAAGUACAUCUUCCGGAAGCUGAUGGCCCGGUGUGGGGUUGUUAAACCAAGCAGCAAAGGUAAUGUGACGGCACAGGAUGACACAGAGUCCCUACCAGCUGUAGCAAUGUCCUCUGCUGCCCAGUCCUACCCCAUCGACACAUCUACAAACCUGUCAGCUGUAGAUAUGUCCUCUGCAGAAGAAGGAGAAGAUCUUCCAUCCCCAUUUGCUGACAUUCCUGCCCUUGUACAUGACCACAGCUACCUUCCCACCCGCUUCGAUGGUCUUGUGGACAACGCUCUUGUGUACAUUUCAGGAUUUGUUGUGCGACGGACUUUCAAGAAGCUGUCCUGUGAUGUCUGCCGUGCCAGCCUGGUGACGGACGCUGCAUCUGCCAGUAAGGACAAGAGCUACCACCUGCUGACUUUAAGAAACAAUGGAGGCCUGGUGAUUCCGUCUGAAGGCACAGUGAGUGUUGUCAGGGCAGCAGUGUGGGUAAUUCGCCAGGCAUCAGCAGAUUCCAGACGAUCACAGCCCAUCAAACUGCUAGAGGUCCUCUACAUUGUGCGGAAGAGGAUAGGUCCAGAGGAUGUGUUUUUGCUCGGGGAGCACAUUGCCGACACACAGUAUGGCAUUGACAGUCACCACCAUACGCUGUUGACAUUAGUUGUGUCCCUGUUUUUUAAGCUAAGGCUGCAUCACAUUGCAAAAACAACUACUCUGAGCUUACAGAGUGGCAGCAUGAGACAGAAGCUCACAAAAACAGUCCUUUUCAAAGGGCAUUAGCUCCAACUGUGUGUGCACAUGUGUUAUGUGCCGUAGUGGGUGCUUGUGUGUCUCCCUCUCUUUCCCCCUGAUGUUUCUUCUUCUUCUUUGUUUAAUGGUGAAUCGCUACCAAUAGGAGCAUAUAUCGCCACCUACUAUGUAUUUAUUAAAUCUUCAUGUUCCAUGAUGGGCCUCACCACCUUCAGUCACAGGUACUGGCUCCUCGAUUGUCCUUACACUCUCUGUCUCUCACCCUAAAACCAGACCCUUUCUUUUUAGACUAAAAUGUCGGGUAUCUCUAGGGUCCGUUUGGUGUUUUUUCUUUUCUGUUGCUUCAGCAUAUGAAACUUUGUAUCUCUCUACCUCCUUUGCCUUUUUCUGCACUUCGCAGCCCUGAUACGCAGCACUAUGUUCCCCACAUAUGUUUAUGUUUGCUCAGUCUGUCUAAUAAACCCAUAAAAUGGUUGUGAAAGAA
Molecule: messenger RNA, 1465 nt
Organism: Trematomus bernacchii (emerald rockcod)
Lineage: Eukaryota; Metazoa; Chordata; Actinopteri; Perciformes; Nototheniidae
Exons: 3
Coding region: 109-1011 (300 amino acids)
Source: RefSeq, a predicted model, not a curated record